CUAAUUUCCCUUCAAGUGAGUCAUUGUUGUGUCGUGUGUUAUUUCAGGCUGACGAAGAGCAAAGACGCAGAGAAGAAUUUCUGAUAGAGAAAUACCCUUUCAGAAGGAACGCCUUCUUGCUUAUCAAUAAAAUGGUGGAGCUGAUGAGCCAAGCUCCAGGUGAUGUCACAGCUUUAGUGGAUGAGAUUCUUCACAGCAUCUUCUUUUUGGGAAAAAUCCACAAUCCACCAUUUUCUCCAGAAAGUAUUCUGAAUGACGACCAGAUGUUGAAUGAAUUGGAGGACCUCUUCCCUCGGCCUUUUGACCUCUGUUCCUCUCAGCUACCAAUGCGGAGUCCGUUUUCAUGUGUGCUAGACAUGGUUAUCCACCUGACUGGACGAGAGAACGAAUUCGAAAUCAUAGAUGGCCUGCGCGCGCUCAUCAGUGAGCUGGACCUCAGUGAGGAUCUGGUCUCCUCCACCAUCUGUGUCUCUCACAGAACCGAUAUUAAUGGUCCAGUCAAGUACUAUGGAGUCUCCAUGUCCGCUCCUGGCCGUCUUCCUAGGAAAAUCAUGAUUGCUGCGUCCUGUAUUGGCACCUGGGACAGGUAUGUAGCCGGUGCAGUGAUGACCUACUUUCCCUCAAAGAAGAAAGACUUUGAUGGAACUAUCCAACUUCCAAAGCGUGUCAGGUGCCAGGCGUUUAACCUCCGGAAGAAGGAAGAAAAGCCUCCUUGUGGAUCAUGUGGCAAUUUGUUUGGUUUGACACCAUGUGAAAAGAAGGAGUGGGUAUAUGGCAAUUGUGCCGAAGUUGAAAGUUUGAGCAACUUGUUUAAAUAUGUGGAUGACGUCAAAGUGAGAGCGCGACCAGCAUCUAGGAUGUACUCGGAUGGGGUAAUGCUUCUGCUUGAAAGGCAUGUGAAGAAAGAGCUCACUAACUGGCUUAAUCAUCGGGAAUUUACGUGGAGCAAUACUUUCUACACCCCUCAAUGUCUCUGAUCUUAAAAGGAGACAUGAUUGAAUAGCCUAUUAAAUAGUGAAGUAGGCCCACAACUCCUGUGAUCUUUUAUUAUGACGUGAACAACAAUUAUUUUUAAUGUGAUUCUUUAUCAGUAAAACGCCAAUCAUAUCCUUGUGAUCAUAUAGGCACUGAAAUUCCCACGUGGGGCCGAUCAGAACAGACGCUUCAAAAACGCUCCCUGACAACAGCUGAUCAGCCUGUGGAGAGG
Molecule: messenger RNA, 1207 nt
Organism: Cyclopterus lumpus (lumpfish)
Lineage: Eukaryota; Metazoa; Chordata; Actinopteri; Perciformes; Cyclopteridae
Exons: 4
Coding region: 132-977 (281 amino acids)
Source: RefSeq, a predicted model, not a curated record